CAGACAGAUAACGCACGUUUUGUAUAUCCCGCAUUAAAUCUACAAAAUACUCUCCCACAUUUAAACGAACAGUCGUGAUAACUUUUUAUUGAUUGAUUUUCGAUUGUAUUUCUGAUUCCUGAUUCCUGAGUGUGACUCCGCCCUCACAUUCCUGUGUGUCUGGGCUGUGAGGAGGAGCAGGAGCAGAGAAAAAGGGACGAGAGGCUGCUGGGAGCCGCCUGUGGACCCCCUGAACCAGAGAGGAGAUGAUAAACAACAACAGCACCAACAACACCAACAUCACUUCUCAGCUUCGAUCCGACCGCUGCAGCUCCUCACACUUCACCCUCUGAGUGCAAACAGACCGGACGUGUUUCUUCUUUAUUCCCUUUUCUUCACAAGUUGUUGGGAAGUUUUUUUUUUUUUUUCUUUUUCUUUCUGGCUGGAGUUUGUUUCCAGUCUGACUGCAUCAGAGUAAAAGCUGCUGAGUUUCUUGUGUCGCACCGACCAGGCCACAGAGAGAGGAAGAGGCUGUGGAGGAAAUCAUGGAGAUCCUGGAUAGUAGUGAACCGUUUCUACACUGGGACAGGAACCUGAGCGAGCUGUCUGAGGCCGGGGAGAUCGACUGUGCGCUCUACACCAACCAUUUCUCUGAGCUCCUGGACGACCUCUCCCAGGAUGCCUUGCUGGGUCAGCUGCUCAGCGACCCCUUCCUGUCCGGAGUGCGAGGCGGCGGGGAAGCCAUGGAGGGCGAGGACGGAGGCGACCUCUCCCCGUCGUCGCCUCUCCCGCCGCACAUCACGGCCGAGCACAGCUACUCGCUCUGCGGGGACAGUCGGCCGCAGUCGCCCCUGUCGCACCUGACCGGAGAGCACGGCAGCGAAGCCGAGUCCGAUGGGGAUUCAUCCGAGUGGCCCAUGGAGCAGGACGAGGCCAUCGACAGCCUCCUGUGUGAGACUCCCACCCUCCUCCCCACCCUCUCCCUGUCACUGUCCUCGGGGCCUCAAGCACCCGAGGGCCCGGCUGUGGCCCCUGCUGCUGCCGCCGCCGCCACCACCACCGCCGCCGCCCCAGUUCAGACCACAGUCAGCAGCCACAACACAGGCAAAGGCAUCAAGAUUAAGGAGGAGAGCAUCAUCCCUCAGAUUAAACUGGAGCCUCAUGAAGUCGACCAGUUCCUCAAUCUUUCACCCAAAGGUCUGGAGUCUCUGCAGAUGCCUCCCACUCCUCCCAGCUCCCACGGCAGCGACUCGGAGGGCAGCCAGAGCCCCGUCCACGCUCCGCCCGGCCUGUCCUGCCCCACCUCCCCCACCAGCCCUCCUCCAUCCCAGGCCGGCCUGAAGGUGUCGCCUCGCACCGCCUCCUGCCUGUCCAACUCCCCCCUGCUCACCGCCCCUCACAAGCUGCAGGGGUCCGGCCCGUUGAUGCUGACGGAGGAGGAGCGCCGGACGCUGGUGGCUGAAGGUUACCCGGUCCCCACCAAGCUGCCGCUCACCAAAGCCGAGGAGAAGGCGCUGAAGAAGAUCCGCAGGAAGAUCAAAAAUAAGAUUUCUGCUCAGGAGAGUCGCAGGAAGAAGAAAGAGUACAUGGACACCCUGGAGAAGAAGGUGGAGACCUGCUCCAACGAAAACAACGAGCUGCGCAGGAAAGUGGAAAAUCUGGAGUGUACAAACAAGUCUCUGUUACAGCAGCUGCAGUCGCUGCAGGCGGUCGUGGCUGGAAAAGUCCCAAAGUCCUGCAGGGUGGCCGGGACCCAGACUUCAUCCUGCUUAAUGGUGGUCGUGUUGUGUUUCUCUCUGUUUUUGGGCAGUUUCUACCCCAGCAGUUUGACUCCGUGCUCCUCCACCAUCACUGAAACUGGAGUCGCCUCCAAACAGCUGGGUGUGGAGUCCUACACAACCACAGUCAAGUCGAGGAGUCUGUUAUCAACCUUCGAAGAAGAGCCGCCAUACGUCCUCGGCCUGGGCGGAGAAUAUCCCGACCAGAUAGAGGACGCGCCGGCCGUCGUCAUGGCAGCGUGGCGUCGCUCCGAGCAGCAGAAACUGGUGGUGGAGCCCAGCAGGGUGGAGACACACCCACCCUUCAGGAAUAAAAGCAACGACACGCAGACGUCAAAAAACCUGCUGAUGGACAUGCACAGGUCUCUGGAGCAGAGGGCGAAUGAGAGCAGGAGUAAAGUGAUAGAGCUGGAGCGAACGGUCAACGAGACCUCCUGAGGUUCAUAUCAACAACCCCCCCCUCCCCACACCUCACCUGACCUCACCUGAGGCCCAUGAUGACCUUUGACCCCUGCCCCCUCUGGAGCAUGGUUCAGUGUCCUGGAGCAAACCUCAUACAGUAGAUCCCACUGCUGAUUGUUUAAGGUCAUUUUGUUUCUGCCAUCUCUGCUAAAUCAGAUACACUGAAAUAGUAGUUAUGAUUAAAUAAUAAUAAUGAUGAUGAUAAUAAUGAUACUAAUGAUAACAAAGAGGCACUGGUUGCCUUAAUUUCUGAAGUAAAGUUGCACUGAGUUACAAGUUGUAUCGGCAUGAAACACUUGAGAGAAAUUCAAACAGAUCUAGUGAAUAAUAUAACAAGGCAUUUAUUCCAGUAGAAAGUUUAUUAAAAUAUGACGUGAGGCUUUUUACAGGACACUGACAGAGAACCUUUGUAUUUAUAGAAACUUUUUUUUUUUGUUUUUCAAAAAAAAAUUAUUGCUCUUUGUAGUUGUAUUUCUUUUAAUAUUAAAUGUUUUAUUUCAUUCCAGUGAUGCGUACAUCCCAUUUUGAUACUUGUGUUCAUAUUGUAUUUUCGUGUUUUUAUUUUAUUGUACUUUUUAUAUAUUGUGCGUAUUUUUUUUUCUUCUGUUCUGACUUAGAGUUGCAAACAUUUGAAGGCUUAGCUCCGGGGUUCCUGCGCUUAUUUGGGGGAAAAAAAAGUUGAUAUAUUGGCUGUAAAAGAAUGAAAAGGAUUGAGUUGAGUUCUAAGAGACUAAAUGUCACAUAUAAAGACACUUUUAACAUCCUGUUUGUGAUGUUAGCAAGUCUGAAACAGAUUUCACUUUUUUUCCACAACGAAUACUGACUGAAAUUUUUAAAAAAUCCACCUCAAUAUGAAGGUUUUCCAAAAGAAAAAAGCAGUUUUUUCCCCACAGGUGUUCAUAUUUGACAUGUAAGGACCCUGUUAGCUAUACUUCACACAUUUUGACUUAGUUCUCUCUGUAUUAUAUCAAUAUUUGUCUUGAUAUUCUACAAAGUGUUCGAUCGAAGCAUGUUAAAGGGCUACAUUUUUCAGGUUGCUUUCACAAACCUUUGUGUGCAGAUGAGCAGCAAACUACACGUCAAAAUACCUUUAAUAUAUCCUGUAAGGUUGCCUUUAUUUUUGUGGAGUAGCUUGACAUCAUAGAAAGUUAGCCGUGCAGCUAGCAGCCUGGACUGGGAGCUCAAAACUCUGAGGACGUGUUGGUGUUUGCACCGGUAGCACUGGAGCUUUGUACCAGAAUGGGCUGCGGCUAGCUGCUUAGCAUGCUAAACAUGCUUUGCGACACAGUACAUAGAUGUCAUAAUGUUUUUCUUACAUACUGCAUUUUUAAUUAACCUUAGAUGUGCUGGUAGAUUUACUUAGACUCAGCCAGGCUAGCUUGUUUUCCAGUCUUUGUGCUAAGCUAAGCUAAGCUAAGCUAAGCGAUGCUAUCCACCUGUAGCUUCAUAUUAACAUACAUACCUGAGAGUGAUAUCGAUCUUCUCAGUUCAGUCUUGGCAGAUAAGAGAAGAAAAGAUAUAUUCCAAAAAAUGUCAAACUGUGUCUUUUUUUCUUAAAUGUCUGAUGGAACCACAGAAUCAACUUUCCUGCGCUAACUUUAUUUUUGCCUUAAACCCUGCCAUGUUUUUUGCCUUAAACACUUUCAGCAUUUGCCAAAAAAACCCCCCCAACUUUCAUCCCAGAAAUGAAUUUAAAAAGUAUCUAUUUUUGUAAAUAUAACUUGUUAAUAAAUGAGGAAGUCUAAAUGUGUCUGGGAUCUGUCAGUUUAUGAACCAAUCUAUAAUUCAUAACGAGUCUAUUUUGGAUGUUGUUGAUAAAUUAUGAACGAGAGAUGUCGUCAUGGUUUUUUUUUCUUUUUCCUGAAUGUCUGCUGGGUUUGUUAAUGACAUGUCGUGGCUUUAAAUGUCGUAACUCUCCAUCGCAAGUGUCCUACCGAUGGGUUUGUGAGUUUCUGAGCUUUAUUGAAACACGUUCUUUCAUGUGCGUUACAGUCCUCUUAUAUCACAUGAGGCCAGUUCACCUUCUGUACGUUCGUUUUGUUGUUGUUGUUUGUUAUUCAGAUGAGUUUUAACCGAUAUCCUCCUGUCAAAACAAGCCAAGAAAUGUUAGAAACUGUAUUUUACAGCUGAGGAUGAAUCAAACUGUCAACUUAAUUAGAUCCCAGUCCCGUUUAGAGGCUAGAAAACAAGAUUUGUGUAUCAAAGUCUCAUAUUUUAUAGCUUUGUAGAUCAGAGGCUAGACCAUCAAAGACUUGCUGUUCAAUCUGUCUGUGCUGUAGUUCGGAUGCACUGACGAUGCUCCCAGAUAGCCAAAACUACAUUCCUCACAGAGUCUACAAAGGCUCUAUCAGAGAGAUAAACAUAGUUUUUAUGUUUUCAUCAUUUUUAUGGAAAAUUCUCCUCCGGCUGAGACUGAAACUAGCAGCCAUUGGAGAGCAUUUUCCAAAUCAGUUUAAUUUCCACGUUGCUCCCGUGUAACGCCACUCUGACUUAGACUUUCUGUCUCUUUGCUUUCAAAUGAAUAAAGUAUUUUCCUUAGUAAAAGCAUCA
Messenger RNA from Acanthopagrus latus (yellowfin seabream), 4769 nucleotides. It is a transcript of the gene creb3l2, whose product is annotated as cAMP responsive element binding protein 3-like 2. The record is from RefSeq and is a predicted model, not a curated record. The transcript has 12 exons. Lineage: Eukaryota; Metazoa; Chordata; Actinopteri; Spariformes; Sparidae. Gene Ontology annotation, biological process: regulation of transcription by RNA polymerase II. Gene Ontology annotation, molecular function: DNA-binding transcription factor activity, RNA polymerase II-specific; cAMP response element binding. The coding region runs from base 525 to 2195 and encodes 556 amino acids.